Plasmodium reichenowi is the source of this 2847-nucleotide messenger RNA. Its product is annotated as cGMP-specific phosphodiesterase. Gene Ontology annotation, biological process: signal transduction. The transcript has 3 exons. Lineage: Eukaryota; Apicomplexa; Aconoidasida; Haemosporida; Plasmodiidae. Bases 1 to 2847 code for a protein of 948 amino acids. The record is from RefSeq and is a predicted model, not a curated record. Gene Ontology annotation, molecular function: 3',5'-cyclic-nucleotide phosphodiesterase activity.
AUGAUGGAUACAAAAGUAGACCAAACAAUUCAACCCAAGUUUUAUGGGGACAAAAAAUUAUCAAAAUCUUUUGAUAAUAAAUUGGAUGAAGAAAAUUUUAAUUAUCCCUUUAAGAAAGAAAGUUUUUUGAAAUCCGAAAAAUUUUGUUUUGAACAUACAAAAGAUUCUUUAUGGAAAUGUAUAAAAGAUAAAGCUAAAAAGAAAUCAGACAUGGAAUAUUUUAAUUGUGUUAAUAAUCUAUGCUGUAAAUUUAUAUGUAGUAUUAGAAAAUAUGUUAAAUAUUUUUUAUAUUUAAAAGAUAGUUCCUAUGAAAUAUAUAACAUUAAACUAUACAACAAUAAUAAUAUGAAUAUAAUAAAUAAUAAAAAUAUUACAAAUAAUAUAAAUAACAGCUUUAGCAAUGAUUACAUUAAUUAUAAUCAUAACUAUAACCAUUUAAAUAACUCAAGUUCUUCAAAACAUAACAAUUAUAAUGUAAAUAAUAUAGACGAGAAGAAUAUAAAGAAUGAUUAUAAUACUUAUCAUAAUAUAUAUGAACAAAUAUUCUUUAAAUAUAAUUCAUCCUUUUAUGAAUAUCUUAUGUUUAUGUUAAUGAAAAAACUAAUACAUUACAAAAAUUAUAUUUUUAAUAAAACAAAGAAAAUAAAUAAUUCCUAUAAUAAUAAUGAUAUAAAAAAUAUAGAUGGAUUUUUAAUUUUUCAAAAUAUAAAUUUUGAAGAAAUAUUUUUAAAUACAUUUUAUUCAUCAUUUCCUUUUAAAUUAUUUUUACAUAGUCUAUAUAUGAUUUUUAUUUGUUUUAUAUAUUUUGUUCUUUUAUAUUUUAUGCUUUUAAAAAAUAUAUAUAUACAUCCAUUUAUCUUUCAUUUGAGUGUAUUAAAAUUUUUCUUCGAUAUUAUUUUUUUCUUAUCAUUUAUAUUAUAUCCUCUAUUUUUACGUUUAAAAAGAAUUGAUAAAAUAAUUUAUUCUUCAUAUAUAUCAUCCUAUAUUUUUGUGUGUAUUACUUUUUUAUAUAGUUUUAUAAUAUUUAAAUGUUCAUCAUAUUCUGUCAAAAUGAAUAGUAAUACUUAUCAAAAUAAUUUUGUUUUUCAAAAUAUGUUAUUUCUCUUAAUUAAUAUUAUAUAUAUAUGUAUAUUCUGUUUUUUAAAAAAUUAUAUGAUUCUUUAUAGUUUCCUAUAUAAUUGUAGAUUUUCAAUUUUUUGUAUUCUAUUUAUUUUUCUAUAUUAUUAUUUAUUUUUUAGUUUAGAUUUUUAUAGAAUUAUACAUUUACCAUUUGAUAAUUUCUUCUUUCCCUUUCUUUGUUUUUUAUUUUUUUCAUUUCUUUUUAUUUUUAAGAUUAUCAUGUCUUUAUAUUAUGAAUAUGUAUAUGAAAAAAAAUAUAGAAUACUAUUUGUCAAAAAAAAUAAUCUCAUAGAAAAACGGAUAACCAAAAGAAAAAAUACCAACAUUAAUAAUGUUUAUUUUACGAAAUAUUUUUCGAUAGAUAAUACUAUACCUACAUCACCCAUAGAAGAUAUAUUAAAUAAUUUCAAACAUAUUUUAGAAACUAUUCAUGUUAUUGAAGAAAAUCCAAACCACAAUCUAACAACAAAUAUAAUGAAAAUCAAAGAAAAAAUCAAAAAUUGUGAUAAUAUAUUAAGGACCAAAAAUAUUAAUCAAGUACAAAUAGGAAAAUACAGAAAAUUUGAAAAAGUAUAUAAUAUAUGGUGUUUAGACAAAAUGUAUCUAAAUUACCCAUUAAAUCAAGAAGAAUCUAAAUCGUUCUUAUCAAAUAGUCUUAACAGAAUAUCUUUUAAUUCUUUUUCUAAUAUGCAUUCUUUAUUAUCAUCAAAGUUUCAAGAACAUUAUAAUGAUAUAUAUGAUUGGAAUGGUAAUAUUGAAAAUAUAUAUAAAGCAAAUACUUUUAUAUCUAUAGGUUAUAAACUACUAUAUCCGUUAGGUGUAUUAGAAGCUAAUUUUGAUAAAGAGAAAUUGAAAAAGUUUCUUUUCAGAAUGUGUUCUUAUUAUAAUGACGUUCCUUAUCACACUAGUCUCCACGCAGCACAGGUAGCUCAUUUUAGCAAGAGCAUGCUUUUCAUGCUAGACAUGAACCACAAAAUAUCAGCUAUUGACGAAUUUUGCUUACAUAUAUCUUCUCUGUGCCAUGAUACUGGACAUCCUGGACUCAAUAAUUAUUUCCUUAUCAAUUCAGAAAAUAACUUAGCACUAACAUAUAAUGAUAAUAGUGUUCUAGAAAAUUAUCAUUGUUCGUUACUCUUUAAAACUCUGAAAAAUCCUAAUUAUAAUAUAUUUGAACAUUAUCCAUAUCAUAUUUUUAUUUCAUGCAAAAAAAAUAUCAUCAAAGCUAUUUUGUCAACUGAUAUGAAAAACCAUUUUGAAUAUAUUUCUGAUUUUAGAACUUCCAAAGAAUUUAUAGAUUAUGAUAAUUUAUCAAAUGAUCAAAUAUGGCAAAUAUUCUGUCUUAUUUUAAAGGCAUCAGAUAUUGGACACUCAACACUUGAAUGGAAUAAACAUCUUGAAUGGACACUCAAAAUUAAUGAAGAAUUCUAUUUACAAGGUUUACUAGAAAAAUCGUUAAAUAUACAAAAUAGUUUUUUAUGUGAUAUUAAUACCAUGAAUAAAUUAGCUCUCUCACAAAUCGAUUUCUUAAAACAUUUAUGUAUUCCUUUAUUCAAUGAAUUAAAUUAUAUAUGUAAAAAUAAUGACGUAUAUACUCAUUGUAUACAACCAAUUGAAAAUAAUAUAGAACGUUGGGAGAGCCACAAAAAUGAUAAUCAAAAUUUAGGUUUGCACGAAAAGUAUAAAGAGGAAAACUUGCUAAGCAAACUUGAGCUCAUCAAAUUUGAAUAA